Messenger RNA from Cynocephalus volans (Philippine flying lemur), 1138 nucleotides. RefSeq names its product Aly/REF export factor (gene ALYREF). Bases 68 to 838 code for a protein of 256 amino acids. Gene Ontology annotation, cellular component: nucleus. The transcript is spliced from 6 exons. NCBI's taxonomy places the organism in Eukaryota, Metazoa, Chordata, Mammalia, Dermoptera, Cynocephalidae. The record is from RefSeq and is a predicted model, not a curated record. Gene Ontology annotation, molecular function: mRNA binding. Gene Ontology annotation, biological process: mRNA export from nucleus.
CGCCUGAAGUGACGCGCCGGCGUGCUGACGCGCGGGCUCCAGGCCGAGGCCCGAUUCCGCGCCCGCCAUGGCCGACAAAAUGGACAUGUCCCUGGACGACAUCAUUAAGCUGAACCGGAGCCAGCGAGGCGGCCGCGGUGGGGGCCGGGGCCGCGGCCGGGUCGGCUCCCAGGGCGGCCGCGGCGGUGGGGUGCAGGCCGCCGCGCGAGUGAGCCGAGGCGGCGGGCCUAUCCGGAACCGGCCGGCCAUCGCCCGCGGCGCGGCCGGCGGCGGCAGGAACCGGCCGGCGCCCUACAGCAGGCCGAAACAGCUUCCCGACAAGUGGCAGCACGACCUUUUCGACAGCGGCUUCGGCGGUGGUGCCGGCGUGGAGACCGGUGGGAAGCUGCUGGUGUCAAAUCUGGACUUUGGAGUGUCAGACGCCGAUAUUCAGGAACUCUUUGCUGAAUUUGGAACGCUGAAGAAGGCAGCUGUGCACUAUGAUCGCUCUGGCCGCAGUUUAGGUACGGCAGAUGUGCAUUUUGAGCGGAAGGCAGAUGCCCUGAAGGCGAUGAAGCAGUACAACGGCGUCCCUCUGGACGGGCGCCCCAUGAACAUUCAACUCGUUACAUCACAGAUUGAUACACAGCGAAGACCUGUCCAGAGUGUAAACAGGGGUGGCAUGACUAGAAACCGUGGCUCCGGAGGUUUUGGUGGUGGUGGCGGCACCCGGAGAGGGACCCGUGGAGGCAGCCGGGGUAGAGGCCGAGGCACUGGCAGGAAUUCAAAGCAGCAGCUUUCUGCAGAGGAGUUGGACGCCCAGCUGGAUGCCUACAAUGCCAGAAUGGACACCAGUUAAACAGACCAGCAAAUCCGUGCAUGGAACAGGACCCAGAUUUCUCGUCUGUGCUCCCUAAUGGGAGGAAGGGCGACUGGGCUGUGUGGCCAAUGAUGGAUUUGUUUCUUUAUGUUUUAAAAUAGGAUUUAAAAACUCAUGUAAAGUUUUUUCUUUUUUUUUCUUUUUUUUUUUUUUUUUAAUUCUGGAACAGACCUGUUUUGUACUGAGUUAUUUUUGGGAUAAAUUUUACUGGUUGCUGUUGUGGAGGGGGUGGCAUUUCCACCUCUUCCAUAAUAAAAUAGAAACGUGUGUAGACCUGGA